CACAUAGAAUACUUUGAGCAGAAGAAGAGUUAGUUAAUUAAUUAAUGGCGCCUAUGGAAGUUGUGGAUGUUCUUCACAUGAAUGGAGGAAUUGGCGAGAAUAGUUAUGGAAGCAACUCCUUGCUCCAGAAAAAGGUGAUACUUAAAACAAGGCCAAUAACAGAAGGAGCCAUCACAGAUCUCUAUAGCAGCAUCACUCCCAAAACCAUUUGUAUUGCUGAUUUCGGCUGUUCUUCUGGACCAAACACUUUUCUUGCCAUUUCUGAGCUAAUCAGAUCGGUUGACAACAAACGCAAAAGUUUAGGCCAUAAAUCUCCAGAAUACCAAAUAUUUUUGAAUGAUCUACCUUGUAAUGAUUUUAAUACCAUUUUCAAGUCCGUUGCUGGCUUUCAAGAAAAUCUAACAAAUCAAAUGGAGAUGGGAUUUGGACCAUGUUUUGUCACAGGAGUUCCUGGUUCGUUUUAUGGAAGGCUCUUCCCAUCCGAAAGUCUUCAUUUCAUUCACUCUUCUUAUAGUCUUCAAUGGCUAUCGCAGGUACCUGAAAUGGAAGAAACUAAUAAAGGAAACAUUUACAUGGCAAGUUCAAGCCCUCCAAGUGUGAUAAAGGCAUAUUUGAAGCAAUUUCAAGAUGACUUUUCGUCUUUUCUGAGCUAUCGAGCCAAGGAAUUGGUAACUUGUGGUCGUAUGGUUCUCACGAUUUUGGGAAGGAAAAAUGAAGAUCCUUUUAGCAAAGAUGGCUGCUACAUUUGGGAGCUUUUAGCCGUGGUCCUCAGGGAUAUGGUUUCAGAGGGUAUUAUUAAAGAAGAAAAACUAGAUUCGUUCAACAUUCCUCAAUACCCACCAUCCCCUACGGAAGUGAGAUUUCUAGUUGAGUUCCAAGGAUCCUUCAAGAUUGAUCAUCUUGAGGCUUCUGAAAUCCAUUGGAAUGCAUAUGAAGAUGACUUUCUGAAUAAUGAUGAAUUCAAAGAUGGUGCAUACAAUGUGGCAAGGUGCAUGAGAGCUGUGGCUGAGCCAAUGCUUGUUAGUCACUUUGGUGAAGAAAUAAUUGAGGAGGUUUUUUCGAGGUACAAGGAAAUUCUAAGCAACCGCAUGUCCAAAGAGGAGAAGACACAUUUCAUUAAUGUCACUGUUUCUAUGACCAAAAAGGAUUUCAUUUGAUUAUCUGUACUGUUAUAAUUUCCUAAAUAAUUAAAAUUGUAAUGUCAUAUUGGAUUGUUGCUAAAUUUAUAGUAUCAAUUGCUGUGGAAGCUAGCUAGGGAAAGAUCUUGUGAAUGAAUGGUGUGAAAAAAUCCACCCAUUUCGUUUUUUAUGCAAUAUAUAUGAAUGUUUAUGUUUCUUUUUAUCAAGGC
Oldenlandia corymbosa var. corymbosa is the source of this 1348-nucleotide messenger RNA. Lineage: Eukaryota; Viridiplantae; Streptophyta; Magnoliopsida; Gentianales; Rubiaceae. The record is from the annotation of a GenBank genome assembly.